Dalotia coriaria is the source of this 892-nucleotide messenger RNA. RefSeq lists its product as uncharacterized. The transcript is spliced from 6 exons. Lineage: Eukaryota; Metazoa; Arthropoda; Insecta; Coleoptera; Staphylinidae. The coding region runs from base 150 to 821 and encodes 223 amino acids. The record is from RefSeq and is a predicted model, not a curated record.
AUAUAAUGUUGUUUGGUAAUAAAUAAGCAUGUUUUAUGAGUGUAUUAUUACAGUAUUAAAAUAUUUAAAAAAUUAAUUGUUAUAUAAUGGUAUAUUUCCUGGCACUAUCCAGUAGUUUGUUUUAAAUUGUCCUUUAACAAGUUAAAACAAUGCUAUUUUACGUUGUGACAAUAUCCUGCGUGCUUGCAUUGGCGUCGGCUGGCAAAGACGACUGUAAACCAACCUGGACUUGUCACGAUGCUGAACAUUAUGAAAUUCUAGGACUCAAUAGCACAUGUAAUCCUGGAACAGUAUGCAACCAAGAUUACACAGAUGAAUGCAACCCUUGUGUAGAAUUGAAUGCCGAUACUUGCCAGUUCACUUGUGAUCCUGCCAAUAUGGGCCAGGCCACCGUAACAAUUAGCAACAAUGAUGUUACCGUAAAUUGCAACGAGGGACAAAAGUGUAAUAUAUUAUAUUUGAACGAUUGCUCUCCUUGCAUUGCAGAAACCUGCGAUCCAGUAUGGAAAUGCAAUCCUGACAAGGAAACUGAAGUAUCUGUCAGUGGAGUAACAAUUAACUGUCGCGAUCGUAAAGUAUGCAACAAGGACUACAAAUAUCCUUGUGAUAUGUGCGUUGAUAAAUUCCCUGGUAUAACUUAUCCACCAAAUUGCAAUGAUGGACAUGGUCAUUCCAAUCCAUGCAGACCUGGACCAAUUGGCAGCCGAAAAUAUUAUACCUGCAAGAAAGUCGGCAAAUUCUACUUUGAUUACGAAGAGAAAAAAUGUCUGUGGCAAUUCCUGGACGGCACCUGCAAGAAAAACAAAGAAAUUUGUACUUAGAAAAAUGUAUACACUGCAAUAAUCAGAAUAUAAACGUAAUCCGUUAAUAAAUGCAUUAAAAAUGUAAUAAA